CAGCGUAGUUUACCGCCACAAUCGGGCUGUGUUGUCGUCUAGCUGAGCGGUAUCGACAGGUGAAUUUUACAGACUUCCACAGAAGUGUCCAAGUCGCGGGAGGUUAACGUUCAACAUGCAGAUCUUUGUGAAGACCCUGACUGGCAAGACCAUCACCCUAGAGGUUGAGCCCAGUGACACUAUUGAGAAUGUCAAGGCUAAGAUCCAGGACAAAGAAGGCAUCCCACCUGACCAGCAGAGGCUGAUCUUUGCUGGCAAGCAGCUGGAAGAUGGCCGCACCCUGUCUGACUACAACAUCCAGAAGGAGUCCACCCUCCACCUUGUGCUGCGUCUGAGGGGUGGCUGUUAGUUAUUGUGGACCUUGCUUUACAUGAUUGCCAAUAGCAUUUGUUUUUGCACUGUAGCUCUUUAAUGUCUUAAUAUUGUAAGUUAAAUACAAGUUGCAGUAACUGCUGAACAGUCUGUGAAUGCUAAUAAAGAUUUUUGUUGCACAUUA
Molecule: messenger RNA, 496 nt
Organism: Trachemys scripta elegans
Lineage: Eukaryota; Metazoa; Chordata; Testudines; Emydidae
Gene: UBB
Product: ubiquitin B
Exons: 2
Coding region: 116-349 (77 amino acids)
Biological process (GO): modification-dependent protein catabolic process; protein ubiquitination
Cellular component (GO): cytoplasm; nucleus
Molecular function (GO): protein tag activity; ubiquitin protein ligase binding
Source: RefSeq, a predicted model, not a curated record